Akanthomyces muscarius is the source of this 4113-nucleotide messenger RNA. RefSeq lists its product as uncharacterized. Gene Ontology annotation, cellular component: nucleus; cytoplasm. Gene Ontology annotation, biological process: phosphatidylinositol phosphate biosynthetic process; inositol phosphate biosynthetic process. The transcript has a single exon. The coding region runs from base 1 to 4113 and encodes 1370 amino acids. NCBI's taxonomy places the organism in Eukaryota, Fungi, Ascomycota, Sordariomycetes, Hypocreales, Cordycipitaceae. Gene Ontology annotation, molecular function: inositol hexakisphosphate kinase activity. The record is from RefSeq and is a predicted model, not a curated record.
AUGCUUGACCCUCUGCCAGACUCUGAAUCAAACAGAGACGUUGUUGCCGAGCAAGGCCAAACCGACGACGGCCCUGACUCUCAACAAGCUCAGGCCCAUCCGCAUCUGCACCACCGCCCGAUCCAGAGCCAUACAUCUACGCCUGCUUCUACACUCACUCCUCUCUCUUCUCAUGCUGAUGCUUCUCUUCCUACUCAUACUCCUUCUCAAUCGCUACCGCCUUCACACCCCUUGCCCCUGCCUGCUGCGACACCGCUUCACACCACUGCGCCAACCCAACCAGGCACACCUGCACAGUCUACUGAUAUAAAGACCCGACCUGGUCGCCCCGUGCCCGUUGUCGCCGCCAAUCCCGGCUCAAAUCCAAUUCCAUCCUCACGUCCACCUGCUGCCCCCUCGCUCCUCUCGCAGGCUCUAGCCACUGCCCGCGGUAUACCGACCAAGCCUGCAUCAUCACAGCCCGACAGCACAGACAAACAUCGACGCACGACGGCUCAGCAGUCCGUAACGGUACCGCAACCCGCUAGAGACACCAGCAGCAUUGUCGACACUGCCGACACCACGCCAGAGCAGACCCCCCAAAACUCCGACAAUGAGAAGCUCUUGCAACAUGGCGAACCAGCGAGCUCGAUAACAUCCCGCGACAUCAGCAUGGAAUCAAAAUCCGCCAUGGCUGCUCCUUCUGCACCCUCCAUGGCGGCGCCGUUUGCUGGCCGCGAUGCCAUGCCCGGCACCGCCUCCUUCCACGACCAAACAAUUGCACAAAUCCGCGAGUCGCUCAUGGAACACAGAGACUUCCUCGACCGGACGCGUGGCCGUACAUCCUCCUCCCUCGACAUUGACCGCAAGACUUUUGAGCUGCCCUCAGACCACCCCUUUUCCUACUCUACGACCCCCGACGAUUUGACUGCCACCACGUCGGCCUACUACUUUGACCGCACGACUACAUCCCCCUCGAAAUUGCGAGACGCCGUCACCGCAUCCGAACCACGCCAGCAGAACCGCCAGAAUGGCCACGACCAUCGCCACGUAACUGGUUCCGACAAGACGGAGAAGAUUUGGUCCAUUGGUACAGGCGAGGGUAACGAGGAAGACGGCCUCGUUGAGAAAUCUGUUGCCGAGGCUAUGGCUGGCGUCGAACCCAAUGCCCGUAGCCGUAAAGCCAGUUACAGUUUGCGCUUCUUCAAAGAGGCCUUACCAGACGAGGAGAAGCCCCGCCGUAAAGAUACAAAGGUCGCUCGCGACAAACUGACACCGACGACGGAAGAAACUGAGCACGCUGUUUUCGAGUCUUCUAGCGUCUCGGAUGUGGCGACGGGUGACGAAGAGCCGCUCACACAGCAACAACAGUCACAGAAAGUGGACAAGAAGACACCGAGCGAAACUACACACGACACUGAUUCUAUUGAUUAUUUUAAUAACGAGCAGGACGACGUCGCCGGCGACGAGACACCUGUUGUGCGAGCCUCCGACGACACACAAACAGACGCCGAUUCUGUGCCGCCACUUCAUGUGGGGCCGGAGCCGGAGCCCGUCGGCGCACCUGAUCAGCUGCCUUCGCCGAGCACGCCGAAAGGUCGCGACUCCUGCGACAGUGGCGACGGCGAUGCAGACGAGUCUGGCGAGGAGAAAAUUUCCUCCGCCGUCUUCGUGCCGCAUCAGGAACUGAGCGACGACCCCAGAGACGAGGUGGAGAGCCCCAACCCUGAGCAUGCCCAGCGCCCUCGAGCCCCGUCCCAGAAUCAACCUCACCCUUGGCUUGUCAAGGCCGAUGAGCCGGAACCCGAAAUUAGAGAGGACGAUCCCAAGCCGUACGAAUUGGUGCAUAGGCGCUCACGCGAAAACCUCCUACCUAGACGCGUUGAACAAGAAACUGUCCAGCUCGAUUCACUCCGCCCGAUCGAAGUCGAUAUUGAAACCAAGACGGCGAAAUCGACUGGCAAAUCUUCUCGUAUCAUCACGCCACAUGAGGAUUAUACUCAAGAUCACACGCAUUCUCAUACCAAAGAGCCACUCGAGGCGAUUGAGCUCAUUCCCUACAAACACCAGGUCGGCGGACACACAACACUCUGGCGCUUCUCUCGACGCGCCGUGUGCAAGCAGCUGAAUAACCGAGAAAACGAAUUCUACGAAACCAUUGAGAGAUUUCACCGGGAUCUGUUGCCGUUUCUGCCUCGAUAUAUUGGCGUCUUGAACGUGACUUUCCAGAAGCAGCCAAGACGGAAAAGCGUCUCCAAAAAGGAAGAGCAAGCUGCAGCAGAGCGUAAGAAGCUUCAGGAUGCUGCGGCUGCGGAAGAGCUCGCCGCCAACAAUGGUGCUGAGCCAUCAGGUGUCUCGAACGGUAUCGGCCCCAACGGAGUAAAUCCGAGCAGGGUCGUUAGCCAGUCACUUGCCAACUCAGCCUUGCAAAUACCCACAGUCACAUUUGAUGACAACAGGCAUAUCCUCCCACGCAGCCUGUUGCAGCCAACACCGCCGCCGGAUUAUUUCCGAAGAAACAGCGCUUCGGCAACCAAAAUAUCACCCCAAGCCUCAUGGACCACAAGCCAACGACCCUUCCUUGACAACAGACCCAACAGCUGGGGCGCAACCACAAUUAACAAGCGACUCCGCAACGAAGUGUUCAACGACGCAUUUCUCAAGCAGCCGGUCGAAAUUCAGAAGCACCGGCGUCCUCACCAACGCUCUAUCCCUCGACCGACUUUGCAACGAUUAAUUCGCCCAAGCAACUCUGAUCCGAACCUGAGCCGAGCCCGGCCAGUUGAGAAAAGACUGCCAUCACAGACUACCCCUGCUCCACCGCCGCCUUCGAUGCCUACGGAGACGAAGAGCGAUCUGGGUGAGCCGAGUUUACAACUCGUUUCUGCUGAACCUGAGCCAGAAAAGGAUGUUGUGGACGUCACCGGUACAAGUGCACCUGAGCCAGAAAUUUUGAAGAACAAUCCUCUCGCUGCUAAGAAGAAGCGACGAUACUCUGCUGGUGGUCUUCGCAGAAGGCCGCAAGACGUACGCGAGUCAAGAGGCAACCUCAAGUAUUUCGAGGAGGCAGACGACGCCGAUUACCAUGGCGAGAAUGGCAAGGCAAACAAGGAAAAUGGCAAAGCUUCAUCUGAAACGAAUGGCAAGUACGAAAAUGGCGAGGAAGAGGGCAUGUUUGAAUCCGAUAUUGUGAAUUCCUCGCACGACACUCGGAAUAUUGAUCUUUCACACUCUACGGCGUGCUCGACGGUCGCCUCGGAGCUCCCUAGCCCAACAGUCGAAUUCAGGAAGAUCCCGCGACCGGUGAAUCCCAAGGAGGCCAAAUCGCAGCGUGACCGCAUCGAGUACUUUUUGCUGCUCGAAGAUCUCACUGCGGGGAUGAAGCGCCCGUGCAUGAUGGACUUGAAGAUGGGUACGCGGCAGUAUGGCGUGGAGGCUACGCCGAAGAAGCAAAAGUCGCAGUCGGAAAAGUGCCGGACGACUACCUCCCAAGAGCUGGGUGUGCGUAUCUGCGGUCUGCAAGUCUGGAACAACAGGACACAAAGCUACGACUUUCAGGACAAGUACUUUGGCCGCAGGGUCAAGGCCGGUGCCGAGUUUCAAGGCGCCCUGCAAAAGUUUCUCUACAAUGGCGUUGAUCUGCAGAGCAUUCUGCGCCACAUCCCGGUCAUUCUCCGCAAGCUGACCCAGCUGGAGCACAUUGUGCAGGGCCUGCGCGGCUACCGAUUCUACGCGGCCAGCCUGCUCAUGUUUUACGACGGCGACCUGUCUGACGACGGUGGCGGGGAUGAAACGGCGUACGAAUCGGCCACGGACGCGGCCACGGACACGGAAGAGGCAGCGCCGCGGCGGCGCAAGCGAAAUUUGAAGGAGGUGGACUUCAAGGUGGCUGAUUUUGCCAACAGCGUGACGCCGUUUGACAACAUUGACGACAAGCCGUGCCCGCCGCAGCACCCGGGCGAGGCGGACGGCGGGUUCCUCAAGGGCCUGCACAGCCUGAAGAUGUACUUUUUGCAGAUUCAGCACGAUGUGCGUGACGAGCUCGGCCUGGAUCCGCUGGGCCGGGGCGUGCUCGAGCUGCAGGACCUGGAGGCGCUGCACAUUGAUGAGGACCUGGGCAUGGUCAGCGUCUAA